AUGCGGGUGGCGGAAGGCGGCGGCGAUGGUGGUGGGAGUCGGUUUGAGGCGAGUAUCUUGCGGAAACCGCGGUUGAAUGACACGCGUGCGAGACGCUGGACGGGUGGCGAGAGACUGCAAGAUGUGCUGGUGGGGACGUGGGCGACACCGGAGGAGGCGAGGGAGGAGUUGGUGGAGGAGGGGUGGGAUUUUGUGGAGAGCGCUGAUGGGCGGGUGGCGUGGGUGGUGUGGCGGAAUGGUGCGGCGGCGGGCGAGUUUGAAGACUGCAAGGUAGAGUGGAAAUGGGGUGUGGAUACGUCGGAGAAUGAUCGGGGCCGGGCUGGAAAUGGGGUGGGGUUCAUGGAUGCGUUGGAAGCCAGCUGUAUUGUCGUGCUCUGGGCAAGGGCUGAGGGUCGGCAAUCGGAGGACAAGGUAGGAGCAGCAUCGAUUGAGAUCGAGUAUGAACUCCCUCCUCCCAACUGGUAUGAGCUACCUUUCUGGCCGUCGUACUAG
Molecule: messenger RNA, 492 nt
Organism: Diplodia corticola
Lineage: Eukaryota; Fungi; Ascomycota; Dothideomycetes; Botryosphaeriales; Botryosphaeriaceae
Exons: 2
Coding region: 1-492 (163 amino acids)
Source: RefSeq, a predicted model, not a curated record